Aspergillus piperis CBS 112811 is the source of this 1640-nucleotide messenger RNA. Its product is annotated as rRNA-binding ribosome biosynthesis protein RPF1. Gene Ontology annotation, cellular component: preribosome, large subunit precursor; nucleolus. Lineage: Eukaryota; Fungi; Ascomycota; Eurotiomycetes; Eurotiales; Aspergillaceae. Gene Ontology annotation, molecular function: rRNA primary transcript binding. The record is from RefSeq and is a predicted model, not a curated record. The coding region runs from base 83 to 1447 and encodes 454 amino acids. Gene Ontology annotation, biological process: maturation of 5.8S rRNA; maturation of LSU-rRNA. The transcript has a single exon.
GGUAAUCCAAUAUUGAUAUCUUCAUUUGCUUCGACUCAACUACUUCCUACCCCUCCAUCGUUCACCCCAAUUCCAGCAAACGAUGGUUUCGAAGAAAGCUUCCCACCGGCCGCCUCCGGGCGUCGGUCUCGACGCAAAGCCCCGCAACAAGAUCCAGCGCAAACUCCUCCAUAUCAAGCGCAAGCGCGCCAAGGACUCUUCUCGCCGUGCCGAACGAUAUGCUUUCAAGAAGGAAGAGGCCAAGAACCCCAAGCUGAAGGAAGAGCGUCUGAAGCGCAACAUUCCCCUGACCAUCGACCGCAAGCGAGUCUGGGAUGACGCCGGCAGCGACGUCGAGGACGGUCUGGGAUUGAGCGUGGACGUCGAGCGCAUCAAGCGGCGCAAGCAGGAGGAAGAGGAAGAGCUGAACCGGCCCCUGAACGAGGACGAUCAAUCCUCCGACGCUGAAGAAGAAGAAGGAUCAGAGGAUGACGAGGACGACGACGUGGACAGCAUGCUCGCCAGCAGUGACGAGGAAGACGAAGGCGCCUCCGACGACGACGACGACGACGACGACGAAGACGAAGACUCAUCCUCCGGCAAGAAGAAAUCGAAAUCCUCCUCCGACUCGACUCGCGGCCGCAGCAAAUCAUCCCUCCCCACAGCCACAGAGCGCGCCACCAGCCCCUCCCAAUCGACCAAGAGCACCAACCUAAAUCUCGUCCCCGAAGCCCUAGCGUCCAAAUUUCCCUCCCUCUUCAGCACCGAGAACCCCAAGUCCCCUAAGAUCCUCAUCACGACGUCCCUCAACUCGUCCCUUCACCACGAAGCCGAGCUCCUCACCGACCUGUUCCCCAACUCCGUCUACGUCCGCCGCACGCGCCACCGCUUCGCGCACCAGUUCUCCAUCCGCGAGAUCUCCAAGUUCGCCACGAACCGCAACUUCACGGCGGUGGUGAUCCUCCGCGAAGACCAGAAGAAGCCCGCCGGUCUGGACAUCGUGCAUCUCCCCACGGGACCCAUGUUCCACUUCUCCAUGACGAACUGGGUCGAGGGCAAGCGCAUCCCGGGUCACGGACGCGCUACGGACCACUGGCCCGAGCUGAUUCUGAAUAACUUCCGCACGCCGCUGGGUCUGUUGACGGCGCAUUUGUUCCGGACUUUGUUCCCGCCGCAGCCUGAUAUCGAGGGCCGGCAGGUCGUGACGGUGUUGAAUAGUCGUGAUUACUUGUUCUUCCGUCGUCAUCGGUAUGUGUUCCGGGAGAAGAGGGAGACGGAGAAGGCGGUUGUGGGUGCCGAUGGAAAGGAGAUGAAGGGCGCGGAGGGGAUUAGAGCGGGUAUGCAGGAAUUGGGACCCCGGUUUACGUUGAAGUUGCGCAGAGUUGAUAAGGGGAUCCAAAGAGCUAGUGGACAGGAGUGGGAGUGGAAGGGGCAAAUGGAGAAGACGAGGACGAAGUUCCAGUUGUAGUUUCUUCUUUGCUUCAUACUUGUUUGGUAACUGCCCGCUGUUGUCUUUGUUUUGUUUUGUCUAGCCUGUUGAUGUUGUGCUCGACUGCAUUGGGUUCGGGGCGUUAGGAUAAAAAAGGUCUCUUCUGUUGUUUGUUCACUUGCUUUCUAUUGUUGUAUGUACGUUGGAGAUAUCACAUCUAUAUGGUCUGUGC